Danaus chrysippus (African queen) is the source of this 3768-nucleotide messenger RNA. The record is from the annotation of a GenBank genome assembly. NCBI's taxonomy places the organism in Eukaryota, Metazoa, Arthropoda, Insecta, Lepidoptera, Nymphalidae.
AUGAAUCCACCGUCAGCAUUGCAUGGCGCCAUGAGUAAAGAACGUAAACCAUUUACUUAUACGCCCGGAGGUCUGGAUCUUUCUGAAAUAAAGUCGGAACGUAUGGCACAAAGGUUAAUGAGAAAUGCCAUGAAUCAAGGAGUUCCUGAAAAGCCAGUACAGACAUUAAAAUCUCCACCAGUUAUGCCGUCCAAUGCGUUACCUAAUUUUAAUUGCUUGCCAGUACAAGUUUUUCCUACAUUUGCCUUACCAGCCAAUCCUAAGUCUCUGCUUAGGACUAGAAGUAAUCCAGAUGCUCCUAAAGAACAGUCAAAUAAUGUGCCAAAGUUAAACGCUGACAACACAUCGAAUGCUUCUAUUUAUAAAAGCGUAAAUAAUCCUCCGACAUUUAUGAUAAACAACAGUAUGGAGAACAAUAAACAGUCUUCGUAUUAUGAUAUUAAAGAUAAACCAAAUGAAUAUUCGUUUCGUUUACCAGAUGAUGAAAACGAUGCACGCAAAUUUUUAUUGACAAAUAAACAGCUACAUUCAGAUUUACAAUAUAAUAAAGUACAAUCAAAACAAGCAAAUGAAAAACAUGAUACUACAAAUUAUUGGUCCGAUGAAGAGAAACAAAACGAUAACAAAAAGGAUAUUUCAUUUACGAGCGAAAGUAACAAAGCAAUUCCCGUGAUGCUAAAUAUUUUACCAUUGCAAAAAAAGGCAGACAGUGAUGACGAAAAGAAGGAAGUUAAAGUUGUCAAGCAACAAACAAAUACGAAAAAUGAAGUAGAACAUAAUGGUGAUACCGAAGCUGAAAUUGUAAUCAAAUUACCAUCAAAAAAGUCUGCUGCGAAAACAGAAACUUCUGUGGAUAUCGUGAAAAAAAUUUUACCAGAUGGCACAGUAGAGGAAGUUAAAACUACUACAACUAAGACAACUGUUGAUGGAAGAACUGAAAUAACAACUAAAACCGAAACAAAAACGAUACCAAAAGCUGUGGCUAGUUCAGAGGAAUUUGAGGAAGAGCAAGAAGAAGAAACGGAAGAAAUUGUUCAAGUAAAUGGUGAAGAUGACGAAAAUAACUGUGAAGUUGAUCAAUCCGUUGAAAAGAACAAAGAAGUUAAUGAAGAAGAAUUGUCACAAAUAUCAAAAAAACAAAAUGGUCACAUAAUUGUUAGUGAAGAGAAGACUGAGAAAAAUACGGUAAAAAAAGUUAUAGUAAGUACAGAGCAAGAAUCAGAAGAGGAGAUAGAAGAAGAGGAAGAAGUUGAAGAUGUGGAAGAAGAGGAAGAAGCAGAUGCCGAAGACGUUGGUACUGAAGAGGUAGUUAUAUUAAAUAAAGUAUCAACUGUCCAAAGCAAUGACUGUAAGGCUGAAGACGAAAAAGAAGUUGUAAAUCAAAAAAAUAACAUAGAAGAAGACAUAAAAGAGCAAGAAGUUGAAAAUAACGAAGAAAUUGUGGAAAACGAGGAAACUGUUGAAAAGGAAGAAUCAGAGAAUGAAGAAGAACAAGAUGAAAAUCAAAAUGAAAACCAAGUGGAAGAAGUUGUACAAGAGGUUGAAAAUAUUGAAGAAAAGGAAGUAUCUGAAAGUAUAGUUGAAUCUGAAACUGAUUUAAUACAAAAAUCUGAAGAAGAUGAUGAAAAAGAUCAUAAACAAGUUGAAGAAAAUCAAGAUGAAAUGAAACAAAACGAAAAAGCUGCUAACAAUGAAACAGUUAGUGUACCAGAUGCUCAAGUUGAUUUAAGUAGUAAUGAAGUUAAAAGUAAUGAUGAUAUUUCCUUAGAAGUUAAACAAAAUGGGAAUAUUGAAAACGUUCCUUUAAAUAUUUCAUCUACAAUACCAUUAGAAUCUAAGGAUCAAACCAAAGGACAUGAAAGAAAAGAAGAAAUCAUAAUUAAAACUUCUUUAGAAUAUGAACCCAAAAUAGGGUUUUUGAGAGAACCUUCUGUACCACUAGAAAAAGUAGAAGAUGUUGAAAUAAAACCUAUUGGACCAGCUCAAGAAAUCUUUAAAAAGUCUCACACCGAAAUUAUAACCACUACAACUGACAAGCCAAUUGGAGCUAGUACUCAAACCGAGUUUAAUAGAAUCGAAAACAUAGUUACAGUAAAUCGCACGUCAAAAAUUUUAGACCAUGCUUAUGAACAAAUAUCACAGGCUCCAACCUUAAACACAUAUUUUACUCAAACUACUGACAGAGUUUUAUCAUCUCCACAACCUGUGUCAAAGCCAUAUCAACCUGUGUUUUCAUCAGAACCUCAAUCUGAAAGACGCCAUAGUUUGCUCUUGGAAAGAUUAAGUAUGGAACGCCAAAUACCUACAUCAGAAAUAUACCACAACAAUUAUCAGUCUACGCAACAUCGUGAACAAUCUCCGUGGUUACAAGAACCACAAUCUGAAGUUUUAUCUGUGAGUAAUGUUAAACCAAGUGAAAUUACUAAAAAUCAACAGUGGUAUCAACAUACGAGGAAAGAAGAUGUAAUAUCAAGCACAUUGGCACCGACAGUAAGUACACCCAUUCCUCAAUGGAAUAAACCAGAAACACAACAAUUUGUGCAGCCUCAACCUCAAGUACAGCCUCAAGGGCAACCCCAAUAUCAAACAUUGUCACAACCACAAUACGCACCUAAGCCUGAAUUCACGCCAUCACUUACAGAAAAUGUUUCUCAUAAUAAAUUCAAUAAUUAUCAAAAUAACGCUUACACUUCCUACGCCCCAAAACCAAGUUGGGUGAGCAGUACAUUUGAACCUAAACCGACUAUUCCUCAAGCUGAUCAUUAUUCGACAAUAAAGAAGGAAUCAACGGAAAAUUAUCAAAGUUCGAGGCAACAGUUGAGCUCCUCUUAUGUACCUCCUCCUUGGGAACAGGAUUCAAGUUAUGUAUCUAAUAAUACAAAUUACUACCAACCACCACCACCUGCUCCUUCUUAUACUCCUAAUGUAAAUUCAAGCUGGAAACCUAAACCAACCAGCAAAUUUUCAAAACCGGCACCUACAUCUUACGUCCCUCCGGCGCCAAAUCAAUCUUUUGUCAAGCCUUUGACCACUGCUGAUCCACCGAGACUACCGGGUAGAAAAACUUAUUACAGCGAAUAUGAGAGGCGUUACAUAUCAGUCCCUGAGAGUACGUAUGUUCCCGUAGAGUCAAAGUUUCAAGCUCAACCAGAUCCAUCUCCUCAAUAUUACUACGAUAACAACGAACCCGCAGAAAUAGUUGAGCCACAAUGGAGGAGAGAAUUAAGAGAAUUCACUGAGAAAACUCAAUCAACGCAGUCUGAAACUACCUCUGUUAGACCUCCUUGGGAGGAGGAUUCUAAGUAUGCUGCACCGACAGAUUAUAACGCAUCCGCUCCAACAAGCUGGACGCAGACGUUGAGACCCAGAUCAUGGCGUGAGAGAAGUUCCGAGCCAGAGUAUGCUAGUUCAAAAGAAUGGCCGAGGUCAAAUACUUUAGGUCGUGGCCGACCACAAAGUUCAUAUGUAAAGAGCAAUUUGGACACUUUGCCAAGACCACCGCGAGGAGUAUCAGUUGACAGAUAUAAUCCAAAUAGCUACAUGUCACCCUCUGAGCAUCCACCCGUACAGAGCCAGACGAUGAAUCCCAUUAUUCAUCCUAAACCACACCAUAAUCCGAGCGUACCUGCAUACCAGGCCCGAGCCUCUGCUGAACCUAGAGAGCAACCUGCAUAUGUUCAACCUCGUAUCCACGUAGAUACGAAAGCCCCACCGGUUCAAUCAAGAUCUUUCAAGUAUCUGCAAUGGAUUACUGGUACAGAAGAUUAA